Molecule: messenger RNA, 540 nt
Organism: Fonsecaea multimorphosa CBS 102226
Lineage: Eukaryota; Fungi; Ascomycota; Eurotiomycetes; Chaetothyriales; Herpotrichiellaceae
Exons: 2
Coding region: 1-540 (179 amino acids)
Source: RefSeq, a predicted model, not a curated record
AUGGAGUACCUCGAUCGGCACAAGGUUCCUCUUCUCUUAACGCAAGCAUACCGGAAGAAGAAAUCGACACCUACGCCCCCAGGACCGAGAAAAUCAGCAACCCGGGCGAUCAGCAAAGAAGAGCCGAGAGAGGUAAAAGGUAUUUUGACACGCUCUGGGGCGGACCCGAAGAAGGAGAAGCCCAACGAGUUCGGGCUUCCAAAUACUACGCCGAUACCUGUAAGGCAUCUUAAUUUGAUGAGGGUCGUUUUUCCUGCUGAAUUCUGGGGUUUGACAGGUCUUUUAAACAUCAAGGCCAACUACGAGAUGUGGAUGAGUGAGGACUCUAUACUGUCCUGGACCGAAACGCAGUUGUGCAAUGUAGCUUUGCUCAUAUGCAACAACUCGCCGGUACAAGCAGGCUGGCAUAUGAAUGGCACACUGAGACACGGAGCGUCCAGAGACCAAAUCCAGUUUUCUCGAGAUCUGGCGCUGGCAGUGGCACGGCAGUUCAAUGCGAAGACUGGCGACAUUCCAAGAGUGGAGGACCUUAAGGUGUAG